Molecule: messenger RNA, 1161 nt
Organism: Hypomesus transpacificus
Lineage: Eukaryota; Metazoa; Chordata; Actinopteri; Osmeriformes; Osmeridae
Product: gap junction beta-3 protein-like
Exons: 2
Coding region: 187-888 (233 amino acids)
Biological process (GO): cell communication
Cellular component (GO): connexin complex
Source: RefSeq, a predicted model, not a curated record
UGACUGGGGUAGGAGAAGUUAAGACGUAGUAUAUCUUGUUUCAAUCCGGUUUUAUUUUCAUUUGGUCCACAGACAUCUGAAUAUGGACAGUGGAGGACACUUGACAGACUAAGUUUCUGAAAUCAAAGACUAGCAUCUCAUUGUUGAAACUUUAGAGGUGAACGGAGAGGAUUCGGAACUGCCCUCAUGGACUGGUCCAAGUUCCAGGGCCUCCUAAGUGGGGUAAACAAGUACUCCACGGGCUUCGGUCGUAUCUGGCUGUCCGUCGUCUUCGUCUUUAGGGUCAUGGUGUUCGUGGUGGCAGCGGAGAGGGUGUGGAGCGACGACCAGAAAGACUUUGACUGCAACACCCGCCAGCCAGGCUGCACCAACGUCUGUUACAACUACUUCUUCCCCAUCUCUCACACUCGUCUCUGGGCCCUCCAGCUCAUCUUCGUCACCUGCCCAUCGUUCAUGGUCGUUCUUCACGUGGCGUACCGGGAGGAGCGCGAACGCAAGUAUCAGGCCAAACACGGCAACGACGUCCAUCUCUAUGACAACCCUGGGCAGAAGCACGGAGGGCUGUGGUGGACCUACCUCCUCAGUCUCUUCUUCAAAACGAUUAUCGAGGUGGCCUUCCUCCUCUUGCUGCACCUCAUCUACAACAACUUUGACAUGCCGCGCCGCGUCAAGUGCGACAUGAAGCCGUGUCCCAACAUGGUAGACUGUUACAUCGCACGGCCAACAGAGAAGCGCGUCUUCACCUACUUCAUGGUAGGAGCGUCGGUCAUCUGCGUGGUCCUCAACAUCAGUGAGAUCUUCUACCUGAUGGCCAUGCGGGGUCAGAAGCUCAGUCACAGGGGCAGGCUCCGUACCUCCAGGGUAGCGUGUUCGGAGCAAAGAUCAUAAGUGCUGUGGGGUCCCAAAGACUGCGAUGCGUGAGGUAAACUGCAGUCAAGCCAAAAGUGCCGUAAAUUAUUGUAAAUAAUGAGUUAAAGAAGACAAUGACUUUUAGCCGAUGUGCGGCAUGUAACCUGAAUUAGCUAAUUGGCCUAUCAAUUAUUCAUGUGAACGUUUUAAAGCCUACAGAAGCGUACAAGCAAAGUUUUGAAUACCCUGACAGUAGCCUACCAUACAGUACCAUACAGCCUGCAUAUUGUCAUGUCAAGUCAUGUUCACACA